Molecule: messenger RNA, 1882 nt
Organism: Nicotiana attenuata
Lineage: Eukaryota; Viridiplantae; Streptophyta; Magnoliopsida; Solanales; Solanaceae
Product: dnaJ homolog subfamily B member 1-like
Exons: 3
Coding region: 142-1386 (414 amino acids)
Cellular component (GO): cytosol
Molecular function (GO): protein-folding chaperone binding
Source: RefSeq, a predicted model, not a curated record
UAUUAAACCGCUUUAUAAUUUUGGGCAAUAAUUAACCAUCCGUUCUAAGAUUAGACCCGACCUCUCUUUUUGUCUCUCUCUAUCUCUCUCUCUGUACGUAAUUUCUGAAUUAUUUUGUGUGUGUGUGUGUUGGUUUGUUCCAUGGCAGAUCAUUCACGGGCCACAUCUCAUGAGUUUUGCAGCAGUUUUGGCUUUGGAAGUGUAUGUAAAGUUUGCAAAUCCUUCGUCUCCAGAUUCUCCCCUGACCGCAUUUUAUCUCCUAAGAAUAAGACUCAACAAUCCCAUAAUAAAGAUCAAAACCCCAAAUCCAAUAUCCUCCAAGAUCACAAGGUUAGUAUAAAGAAAAGCAGUGUUGAUGAAACCAUUAUUGACGUUGAAGAUUUAAGAUAUAACCACAAUGAUCAAGUACCCCCUGGAGCCGUACAUAACAAUAACCACCGAAGCAACGGGCAUUAUUACUAUACUUGUUCUCCCAUUUCAAGUCCUCCUGGUUCAAGAAGCACCAGUCCUUCUCGUCUCUCCAGGACCAUUUCUCGAAUUUUUCGAACCACAAGCGGAAAACAUCAUAACUUUGUUCCUUCAAGUAAUGUCGGUGGUGGCAGUGGUGGUGGUGGCAGUGGACCGGCAUUGGCAAGCACGCUUUCGCGUAAUGCUAGCCGUACUCAUGACAGAGUUGACAGUUCUCAUGCAGUUCCGAAAUCCUUUUCGCGGAGUGCAAGCCUUCAGAACAGAAGCGAAGCACCCGCUGCAGCCUCAACGGCGUUACCAGCGUCGUUUUCACGUAAUGCGAGCCGGAGGAGCUCAACUCCUAUAAUGUUUUCCAGCUCGACUGGGUUGGUUAAACCACCACCUAUGGAAGAGACACUCGAGUGUACCCUAGAAGAGUUGUGCUUUGGGUGCGUUAAGAAGAUGAAGGUCACAAGAGAUGCUGUUACAGAUAUUGGGCUAACAGAGGAAGAGGAGGUACUAACAAUCAAAGUGAAGCCAGGGUGGACAAAAGGAACCAAGAUUACAUUUGAAGGCAAAGGUAAUGAGAGGCCAGGCACUUCUCCAGCAGAUGUGAUCUUUGUGAUCGCAGAGAAACGACACCCUCUAUUCAGGAGAGAAGGCGACAAUCUGGAAUUGGCAGUAGAAAUCCCAUUGGUAAAAGCUCUUACAGGUUGCACUAUUUCCAUACCAUUGUUGUGUGGUGAAAAGAUGAGCUUAACCAUUGAUGAUAUUAUCUACCCUGGUUAUGAAAAGAUUAUAGCAGGACAAGGUAUGGCUAAGCCCAAAGAGCAAGGGAACAGAGGAAACUUGAUUAUAACUUUCUUAGUAGCUUUUCCAACUGAACUUACAGAGGAACAAAGGUCUGAUGUAGUCAGGAUUUUAGAAGAUUCUUGUUGAUGGAACUUUGGUCAUUUUAUCUUCUUGUUAAACUUUUUUUUUUUUUUUUUUGGUGGGAUUGAUUUGCAAUUAGAUGUAGCAAAACAGAAUAUUAGAGUGAUGCAGGUUGUUAAAAUGAUGAUUGGUUUUUCUUAACAGAAGAAUGGAGCCUCUUUAUGCCUUUGCGAGUUUUCCAGAGUUUGAGACUUCUUUCCAGUAGAUUUAUAUUUAUAGCAUAUGUUAUAGGUUUGGGUCCUUGUAUAAUGAACUUAAAAAGUUCAACAAAAAAAAGCUAGUUUUUCACCUAUUUUUAAGCAGUCGAUCAUUUCUAGCAAAGUAUAAAUGAAAAAAUUGGGUUCAGAUGAAAGAUCUGCUCAAGUUCCACUCUAAUAGUCUAUUUGGCCAAGCUUCUUUUUGGCCAAAAGUAAUUUCUUUUGGUUGCCUGAAGUGUUUUUCUCCCAAAAUUAAGGUAGUAAGACAAGCUUUUACAAGGAAAAAAAAGUGUUUCUGAGAAGUA